ACAUUUCUCUCUUCAAAAACCACAACCCCCUUCACAUUUCAUCAUUUUUCUCAAGAGCCUAUACACAUUUUAAUUCAUUUCUUAUAAGCAUUAUUCAUACUGAAUAUAAUCAACGCACGUAUAUAAAAGCUAGUGAUAAGCACUAGCAAUGGCUCAUAUUAAGAUGUUGAUAUGGGCAUGUUGCUUGGCGCUAUCGACUAGUAAUUUUGCCUAUGGCCUGGGUGUCAAUUGGGGUACACAAGCUGCACAAACUUUGCAGCCUUCAACAAUUGUACAAAUGCUCAAAGAUAACAAAAUUGAUAAGGUCAAACUGUUUGAUUCUGAUCAUUGGACUGUCAAAUACUUUGCUGGUACUGGUAUUGAGGUCAUGAUUGGAAUCCCAAAUAACCAACUAGGAAAAUUUGCAGAUGAUUAUGACUUUGCCAAGGAAUGGGUGAAAAAUAACGUCAGCACACAUUUGUAUAAUGGAGGUGUUAAUAUAAAGUACAUAGCAGUUGGAAACGAACCAUUCUUGAAAUCAUACAAUGGUUCAUUCAUGAAAUCUACAUUCCCAGCUUUACAAAAUGUACAAAAGGCCCUUAAUUCAGCUGGCCUUGGUGACAAAAUUAAAGCUACCAUCCCACAAAACGCCGAUGUUUAUGAGUCCGGUAAUUCAGGUCCAUCACAAGGUAAUUUUCGAUCAGACAUCAGAGACCUGAUGCAGAAGAUUUGCCGUUUCUUCAAAGACAAUAAUGCUCCGUUCCUCGUAAAUAUAUAUCCUUUCCUUAGUCUACACGAAAACAAAAAUUUCCCUAUAGAAUUUGCAUUUUUCGAUGGUCAAUCGAAGCCUGUACGUGACAAUGGAAUAUCAUACACUAACAUGUUCGAUGCGAAUUUGGACACGUUAGUAGUGUCAAUGAAGAAAGCUAAUUGUCAAGGGGUGAAAGUAAUUGUUGGAGAAAUUGGUUGGCCAACAGAUGGAGAUUUGUAUGCAAAUGUGACAUUGGCUAAAAAAUUUUAUAGUGGAUUUUUCAAGAAAAUGGCUACCAAAAAGGGAACACCACUAUACCCUGGAUAUAUUGAGUAUUAUCUUUUUAGUUUAACAGAUGAGAACCAAAAGAGUAUUGCACCAGGAAGUUUUGAACGUCAUUGGGGUAUAUUUAAGUAUGAUGGACAGCCUAAGUUUGCAAUGGAUUUAUCAGGGCAAGGACACGAGACAAUGCCAGUUGGUGCAAAGAAUAUUAAGUACUUGGAGAACAAAUGGUGCGUUUUGAACAAAUAUGCUGAAGAUAUAGGUAAACUUCCUUCGAGCGUACAGUAUGCUUGCUCUAGGUCAGAUUGUACAGCAAUGUCAUAUGGAGGAUCAUGCAACAAAUUGGAUGCUGAUGGAAAUGUUUCGUAUGCAUUCAACAUGUAUUACCAAAUGAACGGUCAAGAUGUGGAAUCUUGUGUUUUUGAUGGAUUGGCACAAAUUGUGGAGAAAAAUGCUUCUAUUGAUUCGUGUCUAUUCCCUAUUGGGUUGGAGAGUGCUGGUGUCAGAAUUGGUUUGGAUGCAAUUCUUAACAUUCUUGUUGGUUUCUUCCUCUUUUUGGCACUUCUCUAGACUAGAAAAAAUUGACAAAUUAAGUUUGCUUUUGAAUGUCAUGUAUAAUUAGCCAUUUGUUUGGUUGAAAUAUAAGAGAAAGUACUACUACUAAUAUUUACUUUGUUGAAAUUUAGGUGUCUCCUUUUGUAUGUAUAUGAAUUAUUAUAAGACACUGAAGUUUUGUUGUAUGGGAAGGUAUAAAUGUACAUAACUUAAAAUUCUUGGAAA
This is a messenger RNA of Lycium barbarum (goji berry), 1792 nucleotides long. RefSeq names its product glucan endo-1,3-beta-glucosidase 8-like. The record is from RefSeq and is a predicted model, not a curated record. Gene Ontology annotation, cellular component: plasma membrane. Lineage: Eukaryota; Viridiplantae; Streptophyta; Magnoliopsida; Solanales; Solanaceae. The transcript has 3 exons. Bases 149 to 1582 code for a protein of 477 amino acids. Gene Ontology annotation, biological process: carbohydrate metabolic process. Gene Ontology annotation, molecular function: hydrolase activity, hydrolyzing O-glycosyl compounds.